AUGGUGAUCUCUCUCUACCUCGGCUAUUUUCUUGCUCGAUGGGGUGCAAGAACAUGGGAAUUCUCUGUUGCUCUGUAUAUGAUUUACCUCUGGCCAAACUCUCUGUUUCUCACUGCGGUCUACGGAGCUGUAGAAUCCGGUUCCACUGCCAUUUUCGGUCCUAUUGUAGGCCAAAUGAUUGAUGGAAUGAGCUAUGUUAAAGUUCUUAGACUCUGGCUUGUAACUCAAAACAUCUCCUUUAUUGUUGCUGGUGGUUCAGUCAUUGCUUUGCUACUAGUUCCUGAUCUUAAGUCUCAGAAUUUGCCGGUUUUCGCAACGUUAGUCGUGUUAACGAAUCUUUCUGGUGCCAUUGGAGUACUCUCUACUCUUGCAGGCACCAUUUUAAUCGAACGAGACUGGGUUGUGGUUAUGUCGGAAGGUCAUUCGCCUACGGUUUUAACAAGAAUGAAUUCUGUUAUUAGAAGCAUUGACUUGAGCUCGAAGCUUCUGUCUCCGGUUAUCACUGGUUUGAUCAUUAGCUUUGUUUCUUUAAGAGCAUCAGCGAUCACAUUCGCGGUUUGGGCUACUAUAACCAUGUGGAUCGAACAUUUUCUCUUUAUCUCUGUUUAUAACGGUGUUCCUGCGAUAGUAAAAAGCGAUGAGAGAAGGAGUUUAAGGUUGUCUCAAAGACAAGAAGAAGAGAGAGAUGUUGCAUCUAGCUAUCAUGUUCCUUUUUUACAAGAAACAACCGAAGAUGAGUCUCAUGGGAACACGCAAAGUAGAAGCGGAAUCAUGAGGAUUCUUGAGAGAGUCUCUGAGUCUUCUUUUGUUAGCGCGUGGCGGAACUAUCUCAAUCAAGAAAUUAUGCUACCUGGAGUUGCUUUAGCUCUAUUGUUCUUCACUGUCCUCAGUUUUCUUUUGAGACAGUUUUGGAACACUGAUGACGGCGACAUUGGAGUGGAAAGGUGUACCUACUUUUAUCAUUGGUUUAGGCAGAGGAAUCAGCGCCGGUUUUGGACUAGCUGCUACAGUCGUGUACCCUCUCAUGCAAUCUCGUCUCUCACCGCUCAGAACCGGACUCUGUGGACCUGUCUUUUGGUCUGUGUUGGAUCGAUUUGGAUUGAAAAAGAGAAAAUAGCAUCAUACAUGCUCAUGGCUGGAGUUGCUACCUCUAGGCUUGGCUUGUGGAUGUUCGAUCUAGCGGUAAUUCAACAAAUGCAGGAUCUUGUUCCCGAAUCGGACCGUUGUGUGGUUGGAGGUGUACAGAACUCGUUGCAAGCGGCCCUUGACUUGAUGGCUAAUCUCUUAGGUAUCAUUGUAUCUAAUCCUGAGGAUUUUUGGAUAUUGACGUUGAUCUCAUUUGCGACUGUUUCGUUAGCCGGAUUACUCUAUACCGUACAUCUCUAUCGUAUCCGAAAACAUAUAUUUCACUUGGAGAAGAUUCCUCUAUUGAACAAUUUUUUUGCUUCAUAA
Molecule: messenger RNA, 1452 nt
Organism: Arabis nemorensis
Lineage: Eukaryota; Viridiplantae; Streptophyta; Magnoliopsida; Brassicales; Brassicaceae
Source: the annotation of a GenBank genome assembly